AUGCUGGGCGAAUUUUGCUCCCAACAGCUUCAACAAAUUCUGUUUGCUUCGCCUGGGUGUUUGUUCCCAGCCCUGUUCACAAACCAAAAACUAUUCCUGUAUCGUUGA
Colletotrichum abscissum is the source of this 108-nucleotide messenger RNA. RefSeq lists its product as uncharacterized. Lineage: Eukaryota; Fungi; Ascomycota; Sordariomycetes; Glomerellales; Glomerellaceae. The record is from RefSeq and is a predicted model, not a curated record. The coding region runs from base 1 to 108 and encodes 35 amino acids. The transcript has a single exon.